Molecule: messenger RNA, 1245 nt
Organism: Fonticula alba
Lineage: Eukaryota; Rotosphaerida; Fonticulaceae
Product: histone H2A
Exons: 1
Coding region: 573-998 (141 amino acids)
Cellular component (GO): nucleosome
Molecular function (GO): DNA binding; protein heterodimerization activity; structural constituent of chromatin
Source: RefSeq, a predicted model, not a curated record
GCGUCCCUGUGGGCGGAGCCGGAGGGGGGGGCCGGCGGGGCCAGUCGGACAAAAGGCAGUGUCGGCCGGGCCCGCGGGGGAGUCGCCCACGGAUCGAGGGACGGGUUCCAAUUGAAGCAUCAAUACAGGGACCACGGUGCCUUGUGGCUCCCCGGGCGUGCCGGUCCAGAGAUAAUCCCUGCCCCCGGCCGGUGGUCCGAGUCGGGCCGCAUCCACGGCACCCCAACCCCCGGGAGCGCGGGGUCCGGGACCCGGGGGCGGGCGGCCUUCCGCGGGCGGCGGGGCCUGGCAAGUUAAUGCCGGCUCCCCGGCCGGCGGCUAGUCCCUAGGGGGAGGCCGGCGGGCGGCCGUUCGGAACCCGGGCUGCAUUUUGGAACCCCAUAUUAUCCCCCUUUAAGGACACACCUAUUUAAGGAAUUCGAGUGUCCCCGGAUCCAGAGGUCAAGGGCAACCAACUUUUUGGAACAUCCCCACACGACAGUCGGCCACGCCCUCUCUCGUGCUACCUCCCCCCCCCCCUCCUACACACUCCCCCUCCCCUCCUCGUUCAAUCGACAACUCUCCUAGCAACCAUGGUCAGCGGCAAGAUCGGCGGCAAGGGCGGCAAGAAGGACGCCACCGAGGCCUCCAAGUCCAAGUCCCGUUCCUCCAAGGCCGGCCUCCAGUUCCCGGUCGGUCGUAUCCACCGCCUCCUCCGCAAGGGCAACUACGCCCAGCGCAUUGGUGUUGGUGCCCCGGUCUACCUGGCCGCCGUCCUCGAGUACCUGGCUGCUGAGAUUCUUGAGCUGGCUGGUAACGCCGCCCGCGACAACAAGAAGACCCGCAUUGCCCCGCGCCAUCUCCAGCUGGCCAUCCGCAACGAUCUCGAGCUCGACAAGCUCCUGACCAACGUCACCAUCUCCAAGGGUGGUGUCCUCCCCUCCAUCCACCCCGUUCUCCUGCCCCAGAAGAACACCAAGCGCAGCAUGGCCUCCGGCUCUCAGUCCCAGGAGUACUAAGCGCGCACUCUCCGCCUCUUCUCCUCCCCCCCUCCCUUGGAGUGUGUCUCUUCCUGACCCUCCUCUCGGGCAGGGGGCGGGGGCUAGCCUGCUGCUGGUCAGCUAGCCGGCUCAUGCCCCUCCCCCUCCCCCCUCGUGUGGGUGUCCGAGUUUUGUAGUCGUGUCUCCGGCAUUCGCCAAUCAAGCGCGCGUGCCUGUCCGCCUACGGCUCUCCCUCCCAUAUCCCCCCCUUCCCUUCCCCCGGUGU